This is a messenger RNA of Babesia sp. Xinjiang, 1314 nucleotides long. RefSeq lists its product as uncharacterized. NCBI's taxonomy places the organism in Eukaryota, Apicomplexa, Aconoidasida, Piroplasmida, Babesiidae. The transcript has a single exon. Bases 1 to 1314 code for a protein of 437 amino acids. The record is from RefSeq and is a predicted model, not a curated record.
AUGACAUUUAGUUUGGGGGAGGUAAAAAUUGCAAUUUGUGCAGCGGCAUUGAUCACAUCAAUAUACCCAGUUCAGGGUCUCAUUCUGGAUCUCCAUCAUAGAGUGUUCCCUUCAUGUAUAGAUGUUUUCGAGGGAACCCUCAGUGGUGGUGGUAUUUAUAGGAUGUUUCACUCGAACCGCACACCAAUCGGUAUUGUUGAAUACGGAGAGCAGGAUGUGCCUGAAGUAAUAAGUUGUGAUAUUUCAUCAACAGAUGUCUAUGUUCACGAGUAUGUACGUGACAAUAUCCAGAUUAUUGGUGUCACACAAAUUUACGUCGCUAAUGUGACACAUUUGCGCUCUAGAUAUUACCUAAUUAGCGGUGGUGAGUGCAAGGCAAUAUCGCGUCAAGAUAAAUUGAACUUUCUAGCAGGCCCUAUUUCACUAAAUCUUGAUCUAUAUGCUGAUAAAAUGCAUCCAUUUAUAGUAAAAAAACCUGCAGAAGGGGCAGACCAGUAUACUGAAUGGGCCCUUCUUCCGCAUUCAGCUGGUCGUUUAAGUGAAACUACAGUUCAACGUUUGCGAUUUCGUGGAGAAAAGGUCGUCAUAUCACCUGUUCUAAACAUUGACAAAAAUUUUCGUGAUCCGAAUUUUCCUUCACCAUCACUCAGUUCCCAUAUCAUUAUGCUCCGUAUCGGACCAAGGGGAGAUCAUAUGGUGAUAUAUGUCAAAGAAGGAAAACGUCUUUUACGAUUCAAUUUAUACUUGCCUCCGGUUGAAGAUGGCAUCUUCAAACCGCGAAAUAUAAUAGAUGCAUCGUACAAAUUCAUUGGCUCGAAGACGCCUUCUCACCCAUCGAAAUAUAUUAGCUUAUACAUAGACAUCUCUAGCACUCAAACCAGUCAAGCGGACGUCAUCGUUCUAGCGAACCUAAAAAGGGGUGAUUGGUUGUAUACGCAAUACACCGUUGUACCCUUAAGGGAGCAGCGCUUUGUGUUACUUAGCGUCAUAAAUUCGGCACAAAACUGUGAGAUAUACCGAACAGCUGAUGAUCUGUUCGUCACGCACGUCGAAGUUUUCGAACACGUAACACAUUAUUGGCAAUACGUCGUAGUAAACAUCAAGGUGGUGGAUGCUGGUUCUUCCUCGAGAAUAAAUACAUAUAUAGACGCCAAGAGGUUAUAUGUGCGCCAUGUGCAGGAACAAGGCAUCGUAUACUUUGAUGUGACCGAUGAGGAUCUGUCUCUGCAUCUAGAGAUGAUAUACAACAUCAAUACACUCGUGGCAGGUGGUGACGGCACAAACCAUACCAAUAUGACGGCUGUGUUGGCAUGA